AUGUCGUACAGAGAGCUUAGGAAUAUUUGCGAAAUGACCCGCGCAUUAGGCUAUCCGCGGCAAUUGUCGAUUGAAAACUUUCGUACACCGAACUUCAAGCUUGUUGCCGAGCUUUUAGAAUGGAUAGUGAAAAGGUUCGAGCCAAAUGCAUCGCUGAGUGCUCAGCAAACUGAAACAGAACAGGAACGUGUAAUUUUCAUAAAACAAGCAGUUUUAUUGAUGCUGCAAAAUUCUCGGUUGAGAAUGAAUCCAAAGCGAUUGUACCAGGCUGACGGCAACGCUGUGCAAGAGCUUCUACCAGCCAUUACUGUGCUUUACAAUGCUACGAAGCAGCUAACCUCGGAGGACAUACAUGAACAAUGGAGUUCUUUAAAAUCCUCUAUUAAUCAAAAAUUGCAAGACGUCAAAGUUGCUCGUCAGUUAUCCUCUCAAUUACCUCAAACAGCGGCCGCUCUUCAUGAUCUCUUGUAUAAAGAACUCGCUCACAGAGAACAAAGAAAUUCGGCAACUGCUCGACCUGUCCCCCUCUCUGAGGCUGAAAAAAGCCUUCAACAGGCAAUAGCGGCGAUAAAUGAAGAAACAGAAGAGCUUGGUAAUAAGCUGAAUAAUGUUGCCAACGACGAAAUGAGCUUGGAUGAGAAAAUUGAACGGAAAAAACGUGAAUACGAGCAAAUGCAGAAGCGAUAUGCAAAACUUCAGGCUUUCCGUCCCCAAUACAUGGAUGAGUACGAGAAUUAUGAAAAAAGGUUACAAGAAAGAUACGAAAUUUACGUUCUGCAAUUUCGGAACUUGACUUAUCUGCAACAACUCGAAAUGGAGAUUGAGCGAUCUGAGAGAAAUAGACAAGUAUAUUAUUUGUUGUGA
This is a messenger RNA of Auanema sp. JU1783, 864 nucleotides long. The record is from the annotation of a GenBank genome assembly. NCBI's taxonomy places the organism in Eukaryota, Metazoa, Nematoda, Chromadorea, Rhabditida, Rhabditidae.